CAACGGCAACCUGAGCCCCAGAGGAUCGCUUCCCCACGGGAAGGGCGGCGCUGCUGCGAACUAGGGUCAGUGCGACUCCAAGGUGGCAAGAAUGAGUUUGAAGGUACUGUUGAGGUUUAUCUGAACGGAGCCUGGGGAGCAAUCUGUGGCAGCCAUUGGGAUAAUAAUGAUGCAACAGUUGUAUGUCGACAGCUUGCACUUGGUGAAAAAGGUACAGCAAAACACAUACCAUUUGCUGGACUGGGCCUUACCCCUGUUUACUGGAGUGAAGUACGUUGCCGUGGUGAUGAAGAAAAUAUACUGUUAUGUGAGAAAGACAUCUGGCAGGAUGGAGCAUGUCCUCAAAAAAUGGCAGCUGCUGUCUCAUGUAGCUCUUCCUUGGCCUCUGUGUUUAUUCCGAUCCGCCUGGUGGGUGGGAGCCACGCUCAUGAAGGAAGAGUGGAAGUCUACCACGCUGGCCAGUGGGGCACCGUCUGUGAUGAUCAGUGGGAUGAUGCAGAUGCUGAAGUCGUCUGUCGGCAGCUUGGCCUAGGGGGGGUUGCCAAGGCUUGGAGCCAGGCCCGCUUUGGGGAGGGCUCAGGCCCAGUGCUGCUGGAUGAAGUGCGUUGUACAGGAAAUGAACUAUCUAUAGAGCAGUGUCCUAAAAGCUCCUGGCAAGAACACAACUGUGGCCACAAAGAAGAUGCUGGUGUUUCCUGUAUACCUCUUGCAGAUGGUGCCUUAAGACUAACAAGUGGGAAAGGCAGUCACGAGGGCCGCCUCGAGGUCUAUUAUACCGGGCAGUGGGGCACGAUCUGCGAUGACGGGUGGACCGAGCUGAACACACAGGUGGUUUGCCGGCAGCUGGGAUUUAAGCAUGGAAACAGUGGUCCCGAGAGCUACUUGGAAGGAGGUUCUGGGCCCAUCUGGUUGGAUGAUGUCAGCUGCUCAGGGAAGGAGUCAAACAUUCUGCAGUGCUCAAAAAGGGAGUGGGGAAAGCAUGACUGCAGCCAUCAGGAGGAUGUGAGAUUAAUUUGUCAUCCAGAUAACGACAGCCAUAAACUCUCCUUCGGCCCUCCCAUCAGGCUGAUGGAUGGUGAGAAUAAGAAGGAAGGACGUGUAGAGAUUUUUAUCAAUGGCCAGUGGGGAACAAUUUGUGAUGACGGAUGGUCUGAUCAGGAUGCAGCUGUAGUCUGCCGACAGCUUGGCUACAAAGGUCCAGCCAGAGCCAGGACAAUGGCAUAUUUCGGGGAGGGCAAAGGUCCGAUCCACGUGGAUAAUGUGAAGUGCACAGGAAGUGAGAGAUCCCUGGCAGACUGCAUCAAAGAGGACAUCGGGACCCACAACUGCCGCCACAGCGAGGACGCUGGGGUGAUCUGUGAGCACCCGGGCAAGAAGGCCCCCACAAACAGCAAUAAAGAUUCUCUUGCUUCUGUUUGUGGACUGAGGCUACUACAUCGUCGACAGAAGCGAAUCAUUGGUGGGAAAAACUCUUUACGGGGCGGCUGGCCGUGGCAGGUCGCUCUGCGGCUGAAGUCCGCUCACGGCGAUGGAAGGCUCCUGUGCGGGGCCACUCUCAUCAGCAGCUGCUGGGUCCUCACCGCUGCCCACUGCUUUAAGAGGUAUGGCAAUAACACUCGGAAUUACGUCGUGCGAGUUGGAGAUUAUCACACGCUGGUACCCGAAGAGUAUGAGGAGGAAAUCGGAGUCCAGCAGAUCGUGAUGCACGAAGAGUACCGGCCCGAGAGCAGCGACUACGACAUCGCGCUGGUGCGGCUGCAGGGCCCGGAGGAGCAGUGUGCCAGAUUCAGCACCCACGUCUUACCCGCCUGCCUGCCCUUACGGCGCGAGAGACCACAGAAAACGGCGCCCAAGUGCUACAUCACCGGCUGGGGCGACACCGGGCGGGCCUAUUCAAGAACCCUGCAACAAGCGGCCAUCCCUCUGCUUCCCAAGAAGGUGUGCGAGGAGCGCUACGGCAGACGAUUCACGGGCAGGAUGCUCUGCGCGGGGAGCCGCCGGGAGCGCAGGCGCGUGGACAGCUGCCAGGGGGACAGCGGCGGGCCGCUCGUGUGCGAGCGCCCCGGCGAGAGCUGGGCCGUGUACGGCGUGACCUCGUGGGGCUACGGCUGCGGAGUGAAAGACUCGCCGGGGGUCUACACAAAAGUCGCAUCUUUUGUGCCCUGGAUAAAGAGCGUGACCAAACUAUGAACGUCCCUAACCAAAAUGU
Molecule: messenger RNA, 2209 nt
Organism: Tinamus guttatus (white-throated tinamou)
Lineage: Eukaryota; Metazoa; Chordata; Aves; Tinamiformes; Tinamidae
Source: RefSeq, a predicted model, not a curated record